GGCGAAGUCCAGAAUAGGACCGAGAGUCGACACACCGCACCGCGUACCUGCUUAAGAGUUGCGGACGCCUCACCAGUACCGGUAAACUCAUCAGUCUGAUACAGACAGAAGAGGAUUUAGUCGCGGAUAACUUUAAUAGAGAAAGGAACACAGUUAAAGUAAGUUUUGUGGGAUUUCUACACAUUCGUAAGAUUUAAUGAGACCGAUAAGGAGGACUGACUGAGCUGGACCACAGAGAUGUUCUGAAAUGAUGGCAAAUAUUAAAACCCGCGCAUUGAAGAGCGAAGAGCGGAAAAGUAUGGCUUAGCUCCUCGCUUCUGGGAAGAGCUGUGAUAACGUUUUCAGGGACACUCAUGUUUCUGUGGAGAAGAAGGAAAGAAAGUUUGCUGCGCUUCACUCGGAUAGUGUGAGACAGACAGAGCAGCUCCGCUCCGACUGUUCCUCCUCUCGUUCGCCUGGCUUCGCCCAGAACUGUCCCUACAAUGUCCAAACCCGGGGCAAAGAAGUCGCACUGGACUUCCAGAGUUAACGAGUGCGCCGUGAUUAAGGAUGCACGCGGGGAGCUGAACGUGUCCCUGCGCGGCGGCGCGGAACACGGCGAGUUCGCGGUCAUCGGACCGGUAAACGACAACCUGGUGAUUUACAAACACGGGAGAUUAAACGAGGGGGAACUACUGCUGGAAGUGGAGAACCUCUCCAUUUCGGGAUUACCCCUGUAUGACGUAGAAAGCGUAAUAAGAAACUGCAAAGGACCCGUGAGGUUGAAAACUGUCAGACCAGGAAACAAGCUGAACAAGGACCUAAAGACUUACUUGAGUCAACGCUUCCAGAAAUCGUCGGCUGACCACGAGCUGCAGCAGACCAUCCGUGACAACCUUUACCGUCACGCAGUGCCUUGUACUACACGUGCUCCACGGGACCAAGAAGUUCAUGGUGUGGAUUACAACUUCCUCUCGGUGGAGGAUUUUUUGAAGUUGGAAAAAAGUGGAACCCUUCUGGAAAUAGGAUCAUACGACGGUAACUAUUAUGGGACGCCCAAGCCACCGGUGCAGCCCCCCGGUGGGAAAGUGAUUAGCAAUAGUAGUAGUGGCGGUGAUGUGCCACUGCUCGUCGGGCUCAACAGUAGCCUGCCAGGCUCGCAGAACUCCACUCCUCGACGCGCCAAGUCCUACAAUGACAUGCACAAUGCUGGAAUAGGGUUUGGAGAGCCGCAGCUGGAGGACGACGAGGACCUCCCUGACAUGAACAGCAGCAUCACAGGAGACUCCAGUGAAUUAGACGAAAUUCAUCAUUCAGUGCGCCCCUACGUCCCUCGCCAGAGUGACCUGUCCUACUCUGGGACGAGCCCUUCGCCAUCGGCCACCACGGAGAGCACACAGCAAACAAACUUUCACCUGAGCCAUCCUCCCCAAGAGGACCAGCUGGGACCUCUGCCUGAAAACUGGGAGAUGGCCUACACCGACAGUGGAGAGGUCUACUUUAUAGACCACAACACAAAGACGACCUCUUGGAUAGACCCUCGGUGCCUGGACAAGCCGCAGAAACCCCUGGAAGAAUGUGAAGACGAUGAAGGGGUUCACACAGAGGAGCUGGAUAAUGACCUAGCAGAACUUCCACCAGGAUGGGAGAGAAUAGAUGAUCCUGUGUAUGGCGUCUACUAUGUUGAUCAUAUCAACAGGAAGACCCAGUAUGAACAUCCGGUGCUAGAAGCAAAGAAGCGCCGGCAGCUUGAGCAGCAGCCUCAGCCCCAGAGUCAGCAGCCACCUGAAGGUGAGCGCUACAUCCGAGAGUGGAUCGAGGACUCUGCUCUGGCGGGCGCUCCAUUGACCAACUAUGCCUCCAACCACGAGACCUACAGGGACCCUCAGACGGGCCCCACAGUCCCCAAUGCCAUGGGACAAAAGCGAGGGAAGCCUUUCUUUACGAGAAACCGGUCUGAACUCAAGGGGACCUUUAUCAAUACCAAACUGAAGAAGAGUCGCCGGGGUUUCGGUUUCACGGUUGUUGGAGGAGAUGAGCCGGACGAGUUCCUGCAGAUAAAGAGCCUAGUCGUUGACGGACCUGCUGCCCUUGAUGGGAAGAUGGAGACAGGUGAUGUGAUUGUGAGUGUCAAUGACAUCUGCGUGCUGGGCUACACACAUGCCCAGGUGGUGAAGAUCUUUCAGUCCAUCCCAAUUGGCUCCAUGGUGAAUUUGGAGCUGUGUCGUGGCUACCCGCUGCCCUUUGACCCCGACGACCCAAACACCAGCUUGGUUACCUCAGUGGCUAUCCUCGACAACAAGGAACCCAUCAUUGUUAACGGCCAGGAGGUCACCAACAGCUAUGAUUCUUCAGCCUCUUACAGCAGUCAAAGCACUUACAAUGGCCCAACCAAUAGUGGGGCACCUCUCAACGGCCUUCCUCGACCAAUCAGCCCCUCCACAGAAGUGGCCUCUGAUACAUCCUCUCAACUUGGCUAUUCUAGCGAUGUCGUGAACCUGGCCUCUUCUAUUGCAACACAACCUGAGCUGAUUACUGUGCACAUGGAGAAAGGAGACAAGGGCUUUGGCUUCACAAUCGCGGACAGCCCUGGUGGCGGAGGGCAGAGGGUAAAGCAGAUCGUGGACUAUCCCCGCUGCCGUGGCCUCAGGGAGGGGGACAUCAUAGUGGAGGUGAACAAGAGGAACGUGCAGAGCAUGUCCCAUAACCAGGUGGUGGACCUGCUCAGCAAGUGUCCGAAAGGCAGUGAAGUCACCAUGCUGGUGCAGAGAGGAGUGGCACCUGCAAAGAAGAGCCCCAAACUGGACUAUGUUCACGCGGCCCCCCCGUACAAAGAUUACACUCGGAUGCAAUUGUCGAGGAAAGACAGCCAGAACAGCUCCCAGCAGAGCGUCUCCAGCCAUCGGAGCGCCCACACAGACUCACCUCUGCACCAGUCCCUGGCGGCCCCUCUCAACGAAAGCAGCGCCCCCCCACCCCCAUCACAGCCCUUGCCAGGACUCCCUGCACAGGACUCCCAAGGGGACGGGACUAUCCAGAGAAAACCGGAUCCCUUUAAAAUCUGGGCCCAGUCCAGGAGCAUGUAUGAAAGUAGGCUUCCAGACUUCCAGGAGCAAGACAUUUUCCUGUGGAGGAAGGACACGGGCUUCGGCUUCAGGAUCCUUGGAGGCAAUGAGCCGGGAGAGCCUAUCUACAUCGGCCACAUAGUGAAGUAUGGCGCCGCAGAUGAGGAUGGACGCCUGCGGUCCGGUGAUGAACUGAUAUGCGUGGAUGGGACGGCAGUGGUGGGAAAGUCGCACCAACUGGUGGUGCAGCUGAUGCAGCAGGCUGCCAAACAGGGCCACGUCAACCUCACUGUGAGACGCAAAACCAGCUAUGCCGUAAAAGCAGAAGGAGAUGUGCCUCCAUCGCCGGCGUCCUCACACCACAGCAGCAACCAGGCACCCAGCCUGACGGAGGACAUGGGGAAGCGCACCCUGCAGGGCAGCCAGAACUCCCUCAACACCGUCAGCUCCGGCAGCGGCUCCACCUCCGGAAUUGGCAGCGGCGGAGGAGGAACAGGACUGCCAGUCGGCGGGAACGCCGUGGUCGCGGCUGUGUCUGCCAACAGCACCUCCUCCCAGCCUCCAAACAGCACCUCCAUUGCCUCCUCCUCCUCUACCCUGCAGCCGUACGACGUGGAGAUCCGCCGCGGCGAGAACGAAGGAUUUGGCUUCGUCAUUGUUUCUUCUGUGUCACGGCCGGAAGCAGGCACCACUUUUGCUGGAAAUGCAUGUGUGGCCAUGCCUCACAAAAUAGGGCGAAUCAUUGAGGGGAGCCCAGCAGACCGUUGCGGGAAGCUGAAGGUCGGCGACCGCAUCCUGGCCGUGAACGGAUACUCCAUCACCAACAUGUCCCACUCGGACAUCGUCAACCUCAUCAAGGAGGCUGGGAACACCGUCACGCUACGCAUCAUCCCAGGGGACGAGUCAUCAAACGCAUCCCUGUUGACAAACGCAGAUAAGAUUGCCACUAUAACCACAACUCACACACCUCAGCAACAGGCCGCUCCUGAAGCCAGGAUCAACACCAAACCCAAACAGGAAUCUUUCGACUAUAAACCCCCCCAGGCGCCCCCGCCCCAACCCCCUGUGCAGCCCUCGCCUCCCCAGGACGGAGAGUUCUACUCUGUAGAUCUGGAGCGAGACAACAAGGGAUUCGGCUUCAGCCUGCGGGGAGGCAGAGAGUACAACAUGGACCUGUACGUGCUGCGGCUUGCCGAGGACGGAGCAGCUGUGCGCAACGGAAAGAUGAGGGUUGGCGAUGAAAUCCUGGAGAUCAACGGCGAGAGCACCAAAGGUAUGAAGCACGCCCGGGCCAUCGAGCUCAUCAAGAACGGAGGCCGGCGCGUCCAUCUGGUGCUUAAGAGGGGUGACGGCUCUGUGCCUGAAUAUGACGGCAACGUCGUCGACGGCGCCAUCUCAGCCAACACAGCCACAGGGGUACAAAACGCUGCGGAAGUGAGCACGCUCCCCCCAAAUGAUGUACCAUCAGAGUUGAGCUUUCCACCAGAACCCCAGCAACCAUCUCGGAGUAAGGAGCCCACCAACCGCUCUGAAGGCACUGGCAAGCCUCAUCGUUCCAAACACCGCCACCAUUCCCCCACGAAAACCAGCAAGGGAAAACAUAGGAGGAACAAGUCCCCCGGAAAGAGCGGGCCCAAGCAAUCUAAGAAGAAGAAUUCCAAGGAAAAUGAUCAGCACCAUUCCAACGGACACCAUCGAAGGCGUCACCGUUCACCCAACAAAGGGCAAAGGUCGCGCAGUGCAGAUAACAACUUGGAUAGUGGGCACAGGGGCCAAAGGCGAGGCCGCUCUCCAGAGAGACGCCAAGGUCAACAUUCCUCCUCUAACCAUCGCCACCACUCUCCUCGCCGCUCUCCUUAUCAUCCCCCUCGCCGCUCUCCUUACCGCUCACCUCACCGUUCGCCCAGGCAGUCGCCUUACCGCCACAGAUCCCCCUACCGGUCAAGGUACCACUCCCCCAAUAGACGCCGCUACCACUCCUCAGAUCCCUACCGAAAUUCCUCGCCAAACAGGCAAACCCGCGGCAACGAGAAGCCCAAUGUUGACGAGGCGGUAUUGAGGGAGCCGUUCCAGACUCCUGAACCCAGCUUCGGUUUCGAUGACACUGUCCUACGUGAGACACCAGCCUUGGACCGCUUGAACAGGGAUAGCACUCUACAGCCUUUAGGGAGAGAUGAUCGCUUGUUCGGUGACAACAGCCUACUGGCAAAAGCCUCAACCAUGGAUAGAGCCUACAGGCGGAGAGACGUCCCAUCCCGUAGCCAGCCAAAUGACUACAGAGACCCCAUCCUGCCCAGAGUGCGCACUCCUGACUUUGAUUCAGCAUAUCUGAAAUACAGCACACUGUUGAGGGGGCGUUCACCUGCACUUACGGAAGGAGAUGGGCGCUUUGGCAGUAGAGAUAGCAUACCUGAACCUCGGUACAGAGCCCGUAGUCUGGGACGAGACAUCUCCCCGGUUAGGACCUUCAGAAGGGAUGACUCAGAGGAUGAAGAGGACGAUGACAUUUUCGUAGCAGAAAGAGUUAGAGAGUACCACAGCAUGCUCAAGACCAACACCACUCACUCGUCAAAGCCCUUGCUCCCGGAACCUAAGAAAACCUACAAGGAGAAUCCCAAAGACCUGAGCAUCUGAUUGGACAGCUGUCAGUUAACCUCAGCAAGCACCCACACAGCUCCUUAACUACUCACAACCUGCAGGAAUGCAACUACACAUACUCACACAGACAUGGAGUACCAUUACACACAUACAUAACUUAACAUACAUAAAUUAACUAUGUUGUUACAAACAAGAUGGUGAUUCCAAAUGACUUUUAAAGCCUUUUUUUAAUUGUUGGUUUUUUUGCCUUUUUGUUUAAACAUUCUACAUUUACAGAAUUUUCCAAAAAAAUAAAUAAAUAAAUAAAACCAGAAAAAACAAUGAUGUGCCUAACAGUUCCAUGAAAUAUUUUGAAUUUGACUUGAUAUGUAGAGGGGGGAUUUUGAGCCCCACUCUCAGACCGAGAAAUGUAUGUACUUUUCCACGAGGAUCCCAUGGAGGUAACGCACACCUGGAUCACCACUACCGGUGUGCAUGUCUUUACCGGUUUCAGUGUCUCUCUCUUCUCUCACUUCUCCCAGUGCCACUGUUUUUUAGACAUUUGACCAGACUAUAGCACAAGCCUGCAUUCGUUUGUAUAUUUUUGACAGUUUGCAGUAUGUGUAUAUUGAGAGGUGAUCAUUUUAAAGAAUAAGGGGAACAAUAAAAGUUAAACUAUGAUGAUGAUGACGAUGAUGUGAAAAUAAAAUAUAUUCAACAAACUAA
Messenger RNA from Oryzias latipes (Japanese medaka), 6347 nucleotides. It is a transcript of the gene magi1b, whose product is annotated as membrane associated guanylate kinase, WW and PDZ domain containing 1b. Lineage: Eukaryota; Metazoa; Chordata; Actinopteri; Beloniformes; Adrianichthyidae. The record is from RefSeq and is a predicted model, not a curated record. Gene Ontology annotation, molecular function: protein binding. Gene Ontology annotation, biological process: signal transduction. Gene Ontology annotation, cellular component: cytoplasm; cell-cell junction.